AUGAACGGGACACUAAACUACACUGCACUCAAUGUUACGGAAAAAUUUCGGAACGACAGCCAAGUUACGCCGACCCACCAAAUUCACGGAUACGAAAACAUUAUCGACAACAAAUGGGUCCAGACAGUUUUCUGCAUCAUUUACACUGUUAUAUUCGUGUUGGGUCUACUUGGGAACAUAUUGGUCUGCUUCGUGGUGAUACGGAACAGAGCCAUGCAGACCGUCACCAACUUGUUCAUCACUAAUCUGGCUCUCUCCGACAUCCUCCUUUGUUUAUUCGCCGUCCCUUUCACUCCGCUCUAUUCCUUUCGCGGUUCCUGGAGCUGGGGUUCCCUUCUUUGCCACAUGAUGCCUUCCGCACAGGGUUGCAGUGUAUACAUAUCGACUCUAACUCUUAUGUCAAUAGCUAUUGAUAGGUUUUUUGUAAUCAUAUACCCUUUUCGGCCGCGGAUGAAAAUAGAGACUUGCAUCACAGUCAUUAUUAUGAUAUGGACGUUCUCAGUUACAGUGACUCUUCCCUACGCGAUAUACAUGACGUACUACGAUUUAGAUAUAGGUAGAUUCUGCGAGGAGACGUGGCCGUCUGAGGACCUGCGACGUAUCUUCGGCUCAGUGACCUCUGUCCUUCAAUUCGUCUUACCGUUUGCGGUGAUCGCCUUCUGCUACACGUGCGUCAGCUUCAAAUUGAACGACAGGGCCAAAGCGAAAGCGGCCAGCAAGAAUACCAGAAAGGAGGAGUUCGAUAAGAACAGGAAACGACGCACCAAUCAGAUGCUAAUCGCGAUGGUCACAAUAUUCGGUCUCUCCUGGCUUCCUCUGAACGUGAUCAAUCUCUAUAACGACUAUUACAUAUACGCUAUCCAUUCGAGGUUCUACUUCUUGAUAUUCUUCGUAUGUCACGUGAUCGCAAUGUCAUCCACGUGCUACAACCCGUUCAUCUACGCGUGGAUGAACGAGAACUUUCGAAAGGAAUUCAAGCAAUUGAUUCCGUGUAUAGAUACGUCGGCGCAGCUUCGUGGGAAUAUACCGCUGCAGCAGCUAGGUGUUUGCCAGUCGGAGAAGACGUUCAAUGGUAACACGGCGACAGAUAGCUUUAUGGGCUCGAGUUCUCAGAGGAGCACCUCGUUCAGACAUAAAAGGAAGCCGAGUGCUGCAGCGGACGUCGAGAAGAGCGGGGUCGAAUUGAAUGAGGACCUAUUGACGGUGGACGUGAAACAUUGCCACAUUUCAACGAGCUACAAUCUGAGGCGUGAGUCUGUGAAACUGAGGCUCAUUAAUGAAGAGUCCUUUGAUGGGACACCCACCCAGAGUCAAUUCUAA
Molecule: messenger RNA, 1320 nt
Organism: Leptosia nina
Lineage: Eukaryota; Metazoa; Arthropoda; Insecta; Lepidoptera; Pieridae
Source: the annotation of a GenBank genome assembly